AUGCCGGCCGAUUACUACGAUACUGACCACGCACAGCGCGAGAGGUCUCGUUCACCCCGUCGUCGUUCGCGCAGCCCUCGACGUAGCCGUCGCUCCUAUUCGCCUCGGAGUCGCUCUCGGAGUCGUGACGAUUAUCGCCGCAGUGAACGCCGUUCCCGUUCGCCUAUGAGUACUGCACCAGGCGCCUCUGGAGGACAUUCUGGUUCCGGUUACGGUGGACGCAGCAGCUACCCGCCUCCUCCGAGAUCGUUUGAGGACCGCGCUGUCGCCAAAGAACAAAUGAUGCAAGCAGUGCGCGAGUCUUCCCAACAAGACCGUCGGGUCUAUGUGGGAAACCUUUCCUACGAUGUCAAGUGGCAUCACUUGAAAGACUUUAUGAGACAGGGUGAGCAGGGUCAUAUUGUGUCGGAGAUGAUUGUGGAAUACGCGACCAGGGAGCAAGCGCAAAAUGCGGUCAACACGCUUAGCAACCAGAACCUUAUGGGUCGUCUAGUCUACGUUCGCGAGGACCGUGAACCCGAACCUCGUUUCACCGGUGGCCCUUCUCGUGGGGAUUUCGGCGGCGGCGGUGGCCGCGGCGGUUUUGGUGGUGGCGGCGGUGGUGGUGGUGGUUACGGUGGUGGAGCUGGCGGAAGACAGCUCUACGUGUCCAAUCUUCCAUUCAAUGUUGGCUGGCAGGACCUGAAGGAUCUUUUCCGCCAAGCAGCUCAGCAAGGCGCCGUCGUCCGUGCCGAUGUUCAUACCGAUGCUACUGGACGUCCCAAGGGCUCCGGCAUUGUCGCCUUUGAAUCUCCGGAGGAUGCCCGUAAUGCUAUCCAACAGUUCAAUGGCUACGACUGGCAGGGUCGGUCUUUGGAGGUUCGUGAGGAUCGCUUUGCCGGUGCCGGACCGGGCGGAUUUGGAGGCCGCGGUGGCUUCGGUGGUGGCUUCGGUGGUCGUGGUGGAUUCGGUGGU
This is a messenger RNA of Aspergillus bombycis, 954 nucleotides long. RefSeq names its product RNP domain protein. The record is from RefSeq and is a predicted model, not a curated record. The annotation marks the transcript as partial. Gene Ontology annotation, molecular function: mRNA binding. NCBI's taxonomy places the organism in Eukaryota, Fungi, Ascomycota, Eurotiomycetes, Eurotiales, Aspergillaceae. The transcript is spliced from 5 exons. Gene Ontology annotation, cellular component: cytosol.